Messenger RNA from Haemonchus placei, 741 nucleotides. NCBI's taxonomy places the organism in Eukaryota, Metazoa, Nematoda, Chromadorea, Rhabditida, Trichostrongylidae. The record is from the annotation of a GenBank genome assembly.
AUGGAAGGAGGGCCUGGUGCAAAAAUUCUGGUUCCUCCUCUGUGUAGAGUGGCAGAGUUGAAGAGCAUAGUAUUCGACGCUACGGACGUCCCAACUGACAAGCAAGUGCUGAUAUACAACGACGUCGUACUGAAACGACCCCUCUAUCGUGGAAAAAUUGAUACUUCAAGAGAAUAUUCGACGAAUUGGACACCAGCGAAGCAAAUGGAAAAUGAGCUAACAAGGAAUCGUAUGAAGCACCUUCUCUGGAAACGAAAAAGAAGUAGGACGUUAUCGGAGCCAUCGUCAAGCGAAACAUCUCCGACACCAUAUACUGAAUCUUCUGCAGCUUCGCUGAGUUGUAGUUCAAGUGACUCGAAAAUUUUGAAAUCGUCCCAAUCAUAUGAGCCAACACUGACCGAAAAACAACUUAAGACUUUCUUCGACCCACCUGAAUCUGUGGAAGAACUUGAGCUGACAAGAAAUAAUUUGGUACUACCUCCAUCAAACGUUAACGAGUUGUUGGAACUGAAGGCCGCUCAAAGGAAAUCGGCGGAUUCGAUUUGCCAGUUCUGCCACAAAAAACUGGCCUUAACUGAACAGCACAUCCAAUGUCUCUGUGAAGAGAAGUUUUGCAAAAAGCACCGCUCACCUGCGGCUCACUACUGUGGCAUAGAUUACAAACACACAGGAAGAAGUAAAAUUAAUAAGGACAAUCCAAAAAUCUUUGAGGGUGGUUUACAUAAAGCAAGAGAAGAAUAA